Trachymyrmex cornetzi is the source of this 772-nucleotide messenger RNA. RefSeq lists its product as uncharacterized. The coding region runs from base 134 to 772 and encodes 212 amino acids. The transcript is spliced from 3 exons. The record is from RefSeq and is a predicted model, not a curated record. NCBI's taxonomy places the organism in Eukaryota, Metazoa, Arthropoda, Insecta, Hymenoptera, Formicidae.
UCAACCAUCUAAUAUCUUCAUGGUUCAUGACAACUCAAUGCUGUCCGAUAAAUCGAGUAGAGUUGAGUAGAGUUGGCGCAGUAGAGUGCACGUGCUUGCGAGAUCUAUUAAUUAUAAGAUUUGGCUUGCUGUUAUGUUCACAAUGAAAGAAAAGCCCUUAAAUGAAGUAUCUGAUAGUGAUGUAACGAAUUGCAGAAUACAAUGGAAUGAUGCAAUGGUGAAACUGUUACUGGCAGAAAUAAAAAAGCACAUUCCAUCUUUUAUGAGUCCAAUAAAUAAGCAAGCAUGGAAAAAUAUUGCUGCGUCCAUAAAUGCUCAUGGUUACAAUUUGUCUGCAGACAAUUGCUAUGUUAAAUGGAUCGGAUUGAAAAAAAAAUAUAAAAUAUUAAAAGAUGCGAAUAAUAAAACGGGCGCGGCAAAACAAUCCUGGGAAUAUUUUGAUAUCAUUAACGAAAUGUUAAUGAAUAAACCAGAAAUUGCACCAUUAUCCAUUGCGUCAAGUUCACGUGGUUUUCAACUCAAUCAAUCUGAUUCAAAUUCGAAUAAAGAAAUGGGCGAGACAAGUUCUAGUACCAAUGGUGAAGAAAACGAAAAUGUUGAAAUGCAUAUUGAAUCGACUACCUCAGCACAGAAUAGAACAAUAAGGAAAAGAAAAUCGCAAACACCUACUUGGGUUGAAGAUUUAAUUGCACAAAGACAAGGACAUCACGAAAGAAAUUAUGCCCAGCGAGAGCGAUUAUUGCUAUUAUUAGAAAAAUACAUAAAUAAGUGA